Messenger RNA from Toxotes jaculatrix (banded archerfish), 1883 nucleotides. Its product is annotated as death-associated protein kinase 2. The record is from RefSeq and is a predicted model, not a curated record. NCBI's taxonomy places the organism in Eukaryota, Metazoa, Chordata, Actinopteri, Toxotidae. Gene Ontology annotation, cellular component: nucleus; cytoplasm. Gene Ontology annotation, biological process: protein phosphorylation; intracellular signal transduction; positive regulation of apoptotic process. The transcript is spliced from 12 exons. Bases 276 to 1367 code for a protein of 363 amino acids. Gene Ontology annotation, molecular function: protein serine/threonine kinase activity; ATP binding.
CCGCGAGCGUCAGGGCCGAGCCCAGUCGAACCCAGCGCCUCGCUCGCGCAGCGCAGCGCCUCACAUCCUGGGACAUUUCUCCGGAGCGCAGCUGUUACUCAUCCAUGGGAUAUACGGCGCUUAAACUUAGAACGUCCGACGUGGAAGCCGAGCAGUCGCCCUGGGCCCAGCUUUUGGUGCAUGCAGAGAUUGGAGGAUCAUGAACCGCUUGACGUUGGCUAUUAAAUAGCCUGGAGUGGACUAACAGAGGACCGAGGGCAUCAAAGCUAUUCAGCAUGGCAGUCUUCAAGCCUGAAAAUGUGGAAGACUUCUAUGAGAUUGGGGAAGUUCUGGGAAGUGGGCACUUUGGUCAGGUUCGACAGGUUCGUGAGCGGGCCACUGGGACAUGUUGGGCGGGAAAGUUCCUGAAGAUUCGGAAGACGGCGUGCAGCCGUCUGGGCUUGGACAGGAGCAGCGUGGAGCAGGAGGUGGAGAUCCUCCAGAUUGUACAACAUCCAAACGUCGUGGCUCUCAAAGACGUUUUUGAGAGCCGAGCUGAAGUGGUGCUCAUUCUGGAGCUGUUCAGUGGAGGGGAGCUGUUUGACUUCAUUGCUGAGAAGGAGAACCUGUUGGAGAGCGAGGCCAUUGAGUUCAUUAAGCAGAUCCUGGAGGGACUGGGAUACAUGCACAGCAAGAACAUUGCCCACUUUGACCUCAAGCCAGAAAACAUCAUGCUGUCAGACAAAGUGUCACCACAGCCCAACAUCAAACUAAUUGACUUUGGCCUGGCCCACCAUUUCCACCAGGACGAGGAGUACAGGAGCACAAGUGGCACCCCACAGUACAUCGCCCCUGAGGUGAUCAGUUAUGAACCUCUAAGCACAGCAGGAGAUAUGUGGAGCAUUGGUGUUAUUACCUACAUUCUAUUGAGCGGUUUGUCACCGUUCCAAGGUGAAACCGAUGAAGAGACUCUGAAGAAUAUCAUUGCCAUGACCUAUGAGUUUGAUGCGCGGUAUUUCAGCACGACCAGCUCCAUGGCCAAAGACUUCAUCCAGAAACUGCUGGUGAAAAAUCCCAUUGAUAGAAUGACAGCUGAGGAGUGUCUGCUUCAUCCAUGGAUUAAGCCCAUCACACGCAAACAGGUGACCAAUAGGAAUCGAUCCUCAAUCAAUAUGAAGAGCUUUAAGAAGUUCAAUGCCCGUAGGAAAUGGAAGAUGUCCUAUAACAUGGUGUUAAUGUGUAACCGGCUGGUCAGUUUGACACUGCUGCAAAAGGCCAGCCCAGAUCCAGAUGCACUACAGAGACAAUGUGAAAGCGACGUGGAGGACACAGAGAGCAAGCCUGCCUCUCUGCUGCGCCGCAGACUCAGCAGCAGUUCAUUGAUGUGACCAGAGAGAGGCAGCAGCAGCACAGCAGAGGGGUGGUGGGGGGUGGGAGGGGGUGUCCAGGACCUGGAGGACGUGAUCUCUGAGGAGAAAACGGGAUGCUGUUACACUGUUUAAGUGAAAUGGACCAUUAAAUGUUCCCAAGUGUUGUGCAUUGCUUCUCAGAAGUCCAGCCCAUUGCCACUGUGGAUACUUUAAUGAAGCUUGUUUUGAAGAUUAGAAUGGAUUUGGCUUGUUACUGACUUGGGGGGGGGGCACAGAAAAGCUUUAGGUAGAACUGGAUCUCCUCUACAGAACAUGCUAAAAAUGUUAUGUCCAAGUCUUCCAUGACUUUUGUAAUGAUGCUGAACGCACAUACUCAUGCAGUUUCCUCUGGGAAUGUUUUUGGAUGAGUGGUUCUUGAGAAACACAAGAGGAGAAACAUUAAAAGACAGCAGUUUACUGUUUCUCCCACCCAAGUGGGAGGUUAAGCAGGAGGAAUGAAUCAUUGAUGCACCACUGCUGGUAAACGUAAUGUAA